Aspergillus nidulans FGSC A4 is the source of this 1824-nucleotide messenger RNA. RefSeq lists its product as uncharacterized. The record is from RefSeq and is a predicted model, not a curated record. Gene Ontology annotation, molecular function: flavin adenine dinucleotide binding; oxidoreductase activity; FAD binding. Lineage: Eukaryota; Fungi; Ascomycota; Eurotiomycetes; Eurotiales; Aspergillaceae. Bases 1 to 1824 code for a protein of 607 amino acids. The transcript is spliced from 4 exons.
AUGUUAUGUUUACUUCUCGCAGCAUUAUUCAGCGCUGCAAAUGUCCUAGCGCACCGACCUACUGCUGCAUUGUCUUCCGUGAGCCAGGCAGCAUGGGCGGCGUUUAACGAGUCGGUUAACGGGCAUCUGUACAAUGGCGAACCGUUCCUGGCUCCUUGUUAUUUCCAAUACGAUGGGCAGGCCCAGGGGUCAGAUGUUAAGGAAUGUACUGUUCUGCAAAACGGCAGAACCAAUGGGCGCUUUACUUCUGACCAUUUUGGUGGAUACCGACAAUCUAACUGGGGCGCAUGCCAGGCCACUGGUAAAGGUUGCACGUUUGACGUGGAAUUGACAGGCCCCGAGUCUUCUACCGAAGUAUGCUAUCAAGGCAGCGUCUCGUCGAAAUUCGUAGAUGCUCGCAGCGUGGAGGAUAUCCAGGCGACGCUAGCUUUCGCUGAGAAGAACAAUCUGCAUUUGGUGAUCAAGAACACUGGUCAUGACUACACAGGCCGCAGCUCUGGUGCAGGCUCUUUAGGCUUAUGGACGCACCAUAUUCAACCGCCACUCAAGCUGGGGCAGGACUUCGUCCCAGAAGCUUGCACUGAAGCCGUGGGAGACGCUAUCACCUUUGGCGCUGGGCAGCAGUUCUCGGGGAUCUACGAAUUCGCCCAUCAACAUAACUAUCGCGUAGUGGGAGGCGCUUCAAACACCGUUGGUGCAGCCGGCGGCUGGAUCACUGGCGGCGGGCACAGUAUGCUUUCAAAUGAGCUCGGACUGGGCGUGGAUAACGCUCUACAGCUGAGGGCCGUUCUUCCCAAUGGUACUUAUGUCACGGCCAAUCGGUGUCUAAACCAGGACAUCUUUUACGCCCUCCGAGGCGGCGGAGGCGGCACAUUUGGAGUGGUUACGGAAAUGAGCAUGCUCGUCCACCCCGAAAAGCCUACAAUCCUCGCGCUGGCCACUUUUCCGAAUAUCAGUUUCGCCACUGCAUCGCAGUUUAUCUCCGUCGCCGUCGCCAAUGCCGACAAAUGGGCUUCUGAAGGUUGGGGAGGAUACAUCCAACUCGGCCCACUGGGCUACGGCGUCUCGACCUUCUUCAUGUCUACGUCACUGCUCAACCUAUCCGCUGCUGAGGCUUCAAUGAAGCCUGUCACAGACCUUGCAAGCAGUCUCGGUACACUCGCGACGGGCAGUGUGACCCUCUUCGACACAUAUUACCAUGUCAUACAAGCUCUCAUUGGCGAUGAAUCAUCGUCCGGCCUGAGCGGAGGCGGCCCGAUGGCUGUAUCCUCCCGAAUCAUACCGCGGCGGUCCUUCCAAGGCACAACCAACCAGAAUAAACUCACAUCCAUUCUCACCAAAAUCCUCACAGAUUCCCAGAGCGACUACCACAGUCCGACCUCACCAGUGGCGCCUCUCUUUAUAUGCGUCACUGCGCCGACGAUCUACUCUCAAAACCUCCCUGAGUCAGACCGACCCGGAAGACCAGGCGCUUCUUCCGUAACAAUUGCCUGGCGCACGGGGCUCUGGCAUUCCGUCCAUAUUUUACCAUUCGCAGACAGCACAAUUGGCCAUCCUAAUGCAGUGCGGGAUAUUUUCCAGGCGGUUCACGAUAGGAUGAAUCCGCUGCGGCAUUUUACGCCGCAUGCAGGGGCGUAUCUAAAUGAAGCCGACACCUUCGAGACGGAUCCUAUAGACUCAUUCUGGGGGAAGGAGAAUUAUGCCCGGCUGUUAGCCAUCAAGGAGGAGAUCGAUCCAACGAAUCUCCUAACCGUGCAUCAGGGAGUGGGGUGGGAGAGUAGCGAUACGCGGUAUAAAUGUUAUCCGGGCUUGGAUAUUGUAUGA